Arachis duranensis is the source of this 1352-nucleotide messenger RNA. RefSeq names its product GDSL esterase/lipase EXL3. Gene Ontology annotation, biological process: lipid metabolic process. The transcript has 4 exons. Bases 96 to 1193 code for a protein of 365 amino acids. Gene Ontology annotation, cellular component: extracellular region. The record is from RefSeq and is a predicted model, not a curated record. Gene Ontology annotation, molecular function: lipase activity. NCBI's taxonomy places the organism in Eukaryota, Viridiplantae, Streptophyta, Magnoliopsida, Fabales, Fabaceae.
ACACACGUAUAUAUAUAUAGCUGGAUCCCUACUGGUCCAAACUAAAACAAAUAAAUAAGUUAGUUGCUCAUGACUAUCGAAACAAUUAUAUAGAUAUGGUUGUUUCUACUAUGAAACUGUGGUUAUGUGGUGGUUGUUUGUUCCUCCGUUGCAUAAUAUUGUUAGGUGUGUUAUGCAAAACAAAGGGAUUAGUGAAACUGCCACCGAAUGUAACGGUUCCGGCAGUGUUUGUGUUUGGAGAUUCCAUCGUGGACACAGGAAAUAACAACGAUAACAAGCUAACGCCGGCAAAAUGCAACUACCCGCCGUAUGGCAAAGAUUUCAAGGGAAGCAUACCGACUGGCCGCUUCAGCAAUGGCAAGGUUCCGUCAGACCUUAUUGUUGAAGAUUUAGGUAUUAAAGAGUAUCUACCAGCAUACUUGGAUCCAAAUCUCCAAUCUAGUGAUUUGCUUACUGGAGUGAAUUUUGCAUCUGGUGGUGCUGGAUAUGACCCUCUCACUUCACUAUCAGCGGCUGCUAUAUCUUUAUCGGGACAAGUAGAUUUGUUCAAAGAAUGCAUAGGGAAGUUGAAAGGAGAGGUUGGAGAGGAGAGAAGCAAUUUCAUCCUAAACAACAGUUUCUAUAUUGUGGUGUUUGGAAGCAAUGACAUCUCCAACACCUACUUCUUGACUCGCGUUAGACAGUUACAAUAUGACCUUCCUACUUACACUGACAUUCUCCUCAAAUCAGCUUCUAAUUUCUUGAAGGAAUUAUACCAACUUGGUGCAAGGAGAAUUGCAGUAUUCGGUAUUCCACCCCUUGGAUGUAUACCAUUUCAGAGGACGGCAGCUGGUGGAAUAGAAAGAAAUUGUGCAGAACAAAUAAAUGAUGCUGCAAAGUUCUUUAAUGCCAAACUCUCAAACAAGCUUGAUUCCUUUAAUCAACAAUUUCCAGAUGCCAGGACUGUUUACAUUGAUGUUUACACCCCUCUUCUCGAUAUCAUUCUAAACUACCAAAAAUAUGGUUAUAAAGUGGCAAACAAAGGUUGCUGUGGAACAGGGAUAAUAGAGGUAGUGGAAUUAUGCAAUCGAUUUGUUCCAACGUGUCCCAAUGAUUUGGAGUAUGUCUUUUGGGAUAGCUUUCACCCUACCGAGGUCGUUUACAAAAGCCUCAUUUCUCCUAUUGUUUCUAAAUAUCUCCCCAAAUUCUUGUGACAUUAUUAAUUCUUUUUUCAUUAUUCCCAAUAAACCCACGCACCAAAGGUGCAUCACCCAUGUAUCUUCUGUUUCAUUUAUACCUAUAUCAAAAUACAUUAUAAUUAACUCUGUUGUAUGUGUUCAUCGUUCUUUAUGUAAUUAUCCCUUUUAAUUUUU